Uloborus diversus is the source of this 3954-nucleotide messenger RNA. RefSeq lists its product as uncharacterized. The record is from RefSeq and is a predicted model, not a curated record. Gene Ontology annotation, biological process: DNA integration. The transcript has a single exon. NCBI's taxonomy places the organism in Eukaryota, Metazoa, Arthropoda, Arachnida, Araneae, Uloboridae. The coding region runs from base 1 to 3954 and encodes 1317 amino acids. Gene Ontology annotation, molecular function: nucleic acid binding; zinc ion binding.
AUGGGAUCUUCCAGCAUUAAUUUUGAGUCAUUUGAUGUUGCAGUGGAAGAUUGGCCAAGUUACGUAGAACGACUUGAGUCUUACUUCUUAGUGAAUGAGAUUGAAGAGACUAAGAAGGUACCAGCCAUUUUGAGUUUAAUGGGAGCUACUACUUACAAAUUAUUGAAGAAUUUGGCUACGCCAAAAAUUCCUUCUGAUCUGGAGUAUGAUGACAUUGUAACAUUAUUAACUGAACAUUUGAAUCCAAAACCGUUGGAGAUGACGGAACGCUUCAGAUUUUACAAGCGUAAUCAAUUAGAAGGUGAGAAUAUUACUACAUAUUGCGCUGAAUUACAAAAAUUGUCGAUGAACUGCAAUUUUGGCGACAAUUUAAGUACAAUGCUAAGAGAUAAAUUAGUCAUGGGUUUAAGGAAUGAAAACAUCCAGAAGAAGUUGUUGGCGCAAGAUAAUUUGACUUACGCCAAGGCGAAAGAAAUUGCUUUCGCUAUGGAAUCGGCACAACGUGAUGUGCAUGAAAUUCAAAAUAAAAUGGUAUCUAUUAAUAAACUGUAUAGUUCGGAAGAUAAAGUUGCUAAAACUGUUUCGAAUAAAUUUAAAAAGCCAGAAUUUCAAAAGAAAGCAGCAAAAACAUCUUGCAAAUGUUAUAGGUGUGACAGUACGCUUCAUUUAGCCCAUGAAUGUAAACACAAAGACACGGAAUGCAGAAAUUGCCAAAAGAAAGGACAUUUGGCGAAGGUCUGUCGUUCAAAAAGAAAUAAAACUGAAACUGUGAAACAAAUUGAAUCGUGUUCUGACAGUGCCCCUGUUCUUAAUGUAAAAUCUGCUACGCAAGCAAGAGAUAAAAUAUAUUUGGAAGUUUUUAUUGAAGACCAAAAGUGCGACAUUGAAUUAGAUACUGGAGCCGCAGUCACAUGCAUGAAUGUAACUGACUUUAAGAAACUGUGUCCAUUGGUAGUGAUUAAACCGACGAAUAUGAUACUCCGUAAUUUUGACAACUCUGUGAUCAUACCCGCUGGAGAAGCACAUGUCAAAGUUCGGUAUAAGAAUCAAAGUAGCAACAAGAAGAUUUAUUUAGUGAAUGAAAAAGUGAGUGCAGUAUUUGGAAGAGAAUGGUUAAGAAGUUUCUCUCUUGACUGGAAAGAAAUUAAGACUGUUUAUGCUUACAAAUCCGACUCCCGUAGCAAUAAACUAGUAGAAUUGUUACAAAAACAUGAGAAAAUAUUUACUACAGGGAUAGGGAAAUUGGAAAACUUUAGCUGUCGUCUACAAAUGAAACCUGGUGUCAAGCCAGUAUUUUUCAAGCCUCGACCAGUACCAUUUGCUUUAAAGGAACGAAUCGAAGCAGAACUCGUUAGAUUAGUAUCAGAAGAUAUCAUUGAACCAGUUAAAUAUAGUGAUUGGGCAACACCAAUAGUACCUGUUGUAAAGCAAAAUGGUAAAUUGCGAAUUUGUGGAGACUAUAAAGUUACAAUAAAUCCUGGACUUAAUAUUGAGCAAUAUCCCUUACCUAGAAUCGAGGACAUUUUUGCGAAUUUGGCUGGCGGAGAGACUUUUACUAAAAUAGAUUUAACCGAGGCAUAUUUACAAAUGAUGGUUGAUGAAAAGGAUCGUCAUUUACUUACUAUAAAUACACAUAAAGGUUUAUUCAGAUACAAACGAAUGAACUAUGGAAUCGCCUUAGCCCCUGCUGUUUGGCAACGUAGUAUUGAACAAGUGUUAUCCGGAAUCCCAGGAGUACAUGUAUUUCUGGAUGAUAUCACCGUAACGGGCCGUAACGAUCAAGAACAUCUAAGCAGAUUAGAACAAGUAUUAGAAAGACUUUCUGAACAUGGACUUAAAGUUAACAAGAGUAAAAGUGAAUUUUUCAAAGAUUCCGUAAACUUUUGUGGUCACAAAAUCGACAAAUUUGGACUGCACAAAACUCAAGAAAAAACUGAAGCAAUUUUGAAAGCGCCUGUUCCGGAGAACGUUUCCGAGUUGAAGAGUUUUCUAGGGUUAGUGAAUUAUUAUGGAAAAUUCAUACCAAAUUUAUCCACUUGUGUAGCGCCACUAAAUAAGCUACUUAAGAAAGGAACGACAUUUUGCUGGACCACAGAAUGUCAGAAUACUUUUCUGAAGCUAAAAAAAGAAAUAUCAUCAGAAAGAGUAUUAUGCCAUUACAAUCCGAAGCUACCCAUUGUACUGCAAACAGACGCAUCACCAGUGGGAAUUGGAGCUGUGUUGAGCCAUAUUACUGAAGACGGUUCGGAGAAGCCGAUUAUGUUUGCUUCGAGAUCCCUGACAGCAACAGAGCGCAAUUAUUCUCAAAUUGACAAGGAGGCCCUAAGUAUUGUUUGGGCAGUAAAGAAAUAUUACCAGUACCUGUUUGGACGCCAUUUUCACUUAGUCACUGAUCACAAACCCCUAGUAUCAAUUUUUGCUCCAAAUAAAAGUUUACCAUGUCUUUCUGCUACAAGAAUGGUUCACUAUGCACUGUUUUUACAAGCUUUCAGUUAUACUAUUAGGUACCGAAACACUAAGGAUCACGGAAACGCAGAUGCUCUGUCAAGAUUGCCAUUGUCAACCGGGAAGGUAGAGCAUAUUACAGAUGCAGAUGCAGCUAACAUUUUACAAGUUGAAGUGCUUCCAAUUACGGCAAGUGAAAUUGCUAAAGCGACCAAAGUUGACAGCAAACUGUUUGAACUUUAUGAAAGUUUACGAACUGGAACUGAGCUGCCUUUACCCUGGAAAGGUAAAGAAUCCGAAUUUUCUUUGCAACAAGGAUGCAUUAUGUAUGGUCAUCGAGUUUGCAUUCCCCAGAAGUACCAUAAAGCUGUCUUGGAGGAGCUCCAUGUAGGACACCCUGGAAUUGUUAAAAUGAAAGCCCUCGCAAGAAGUUACUGCUAUUGGCAGGGUAUAGAUUCGAGCAUAACUAGUUUUGUCCAAAAUUGUGCUGCUUGCGUGUCAACUAGAAAUGACCCAUCAAGAAUCAAGCGACAUCCGUGGGAAUGGCCGAAUGGUCCAUGGCAAAGGAUUCAUGUCGACUUUGCUGGUCCAUUUAUGGGGAAAAUGUUUCUAGUGGUUGUUGAUGCAUUUUCUAAAUGGGUGGAGGUAAUGCCAAUGAAGAAUAUUACAUCGAACUUAACAAUUGAAUACUUAAGAGUUCUAUUUGCCCAUUAUGGACUUCCAUUGACGGUUGUGAGCGAUAAUGGUCGAAGUUUUACAAGUUACGAAUUUCGUCAAUUCCUGAAAAUGAAUGGCAUUAAGCAUAGACCUUCUGCUCCUUAUCAUCCUGCUACGAAUGGGCAAGCAGAAAAGUUAGUUCAAGGUUUUAAAGCAUCAUUGAAAUCUAGUCAAAGCGAUCCUGGAGAUAUUAAUGUGAAACUCCAAAGAUAUUUGAUGCAGUAUCGAAUAACCCCACACUCAUUAACAGGUGAAACUCCAAGUUUUCUGUUUUUGAAACGAUGUAUUCGUACCAGGCUCGAUAUUUUGAAACCGAAUGUAAGAGAACAUGUGAUGCAAAAGCAAAGCUCUCACUGCUUGACUGAAGAAAUUACACGUGAGUUUCUCGAAGGGGAAAAAGUAGCCGUGAGGAAUUAUGCAGGACUGCCUAAAUGGAAGAUAGGUACUGUGAUCAACCGUGAUGGAUCUUUGAAUUAUAGCGUACAAGUCGGAAAUGAAAUAUGGAAACGACAUGUUGACCAGCUAAGGAAGUGUGGACAAUCCUUGGAAACAACUGGAUCAACACUUGAAAAUUGUGUUCCUACAAUUUCAGAAAGUACUGAGGAACCAGAGGCAAUAUCUGAUUCAAGUGGGGUAGAAAAGCCUGAUCUUUCUAUUCCUGCAUCAGAAGCCUCAUCAACCCCGAUACCUGUGCCUACACCUGAGCCGAGCCUAGAAGUUCCUUCCCCGACUACUGUGCCAUUACGACGCUCGACCAGAAUUAGAAAAGCACCUAAGAGAUUUGGGUUGUAA